This is a messenger RNA of Penicillium cinerascens, 1470 nucleotides long. Its product is annotated as sulfatase family protein. The coding region runs from base 1 to 1470 and encodes 489 amino acids. Gene Ontology annotation, molecular function: arylsulfatase activity. The transcript has a single exon. The record is from RefSeq and is a predicted model, not a curated record. NCBI's taxonomy places the organism in Eukaryota, Fungi, Ascomycota, Eurotiomycetes, Eurotiales, Aspergillaceae.
AUGGCGAAGAAAAACAUUCUGUUGAUGGUCGCCGAUGAUCUCGGCAAGCAACUGGGCUGUUAUGGAAAUACCAAGAUUCAAACACCCAAUCUGGACCAGCUCGCUUCUGAAGGCACCAAGUUUGACCAGGCCUUCACAAGUACCGCAUCCUGCAGUGCCAGUCGCUCGGUCAUCUAUACGGGUCUUCAUACCCACCAAAACGGACAGUACGGUCUGCACAAUGGUCACCAUCAUUUCACCACCUAUGACCAUGUCGAGACGGUACCGGCGCUGUUCUCGAAGCAGGGCUACUACACUGGGUUGAUUGGAAAGGUGCACGUUGGCCCUUCUCAAAUAUAUCCAUGGGACAUGCGCGCCGAGAGCGACAGCCGUGAUGUUGCCUCCGUUGCAGACCAGGCCUCCGCUUUCUUUGAUAGCUCCAAAACCAAGGACCAGCCCUUCUUCUUAACCAUCGGAUUCAUCGAUCCCCACCGAGACCUUACUCGCUCUGGAUUUGGAAAUGCCGAGAAAUACGACCCGCGCGUGCAGAACAUCGAAUACAAGCCAGAGGACGUCCAGGUCGAGCCCUUCGUCAACGACCUCCCGGGCGUGCGGUUCGAAUUCUCCGAAUACUACCAGUCUAUUUCUCGACUCGACCAGGGCGUUGGAAUGGUCCUGGAUGGACUGAAGAAGAGCGGACUGAGCGACGACACCCUGGUGAUCUUCAUGAGUGACAACGGACCUCCCUUCAUCAACUCCAAGACCACCCUCUACGACGCCGGCGUCUGCCUCCCACUACUCAUUAAAUGUCCAGGCACCGACUCCGGCGUGGUGAACCCCAACAUGGUCUCCUACAUCGACAUCUUACCCACCCUCCUCGAUUGGGCCAAGCACCCUAGCCCCAACCAUCCCGCGCGCAUCGGCCGCUCUCUACUCCCAAUCCUCUCCGAAUCAUCGCAGUUAGACGCAUGGAGCCGCGUGUUCGGCUCACACACGUUCCACGAAAUCACCAACUACUGGCCAACCCGCUUCAUGCGCAACCGCCGCUUCAAGUACCACCGCAACAUCGCCUGGAGGCUCGACUUCCCCUUCGCGGCUGACAUCUACGGCUCCCUAACCUGGGAGGAUAUCCGGAACUCCGACGCUAGUCCCAAGAUGAUCGGCUCCCGCCCUCUGAAGGACUACUUCUUCCGCCCUGCCGAGGAGUUGUAUGAUAUCCAGGCGGAUCCUAAUGAGGUCAAGAACCUGGCCAAGGAUCCUGAGUACCAGCAGGUUCUGGAUGAGAUGAGAGCUGCUACUGAAGUGUGGCAGCGUCGGACUGAGGAUCCGUGGCUGUACCGUGAUGGUGUUUCUAUGCUCUUGGUGAGACAUCAUCUUUCGGCUGGAUUGGAGGUUCCCGAUCGUUUCGAUUUUGAUGAGAAUGUUCCCGAGAGUAAGGACCAGCCGAAGUUUGAUAGUAAGCUUGCUUGGGGUGCAGCGGUUGGGAACUAA